AUGGCUUUGUCCCACUUGGCCGCCGCUGCCGCCGCCGCCCGGCUCGCAGUGUUUGGGGAGCUGGGGCAGCUGGGAGGGCACGUGUUCGGGGCGCGCCGCCCGCCGCGGGGCGGCGCUGGCGCUGCUGGCGUGGGCGCUGCGGCGCGGGCGGGGCGGUGGGGCGUUGGUGGACCGUGGGCGACGGCCCGCCGCUGGCUGCCCGCCCCUCCCACGCGCGGCCGCGGCGCCGAUUGGCUGCUGUGGCGCCGGGCUCACAUCCAGCCGCCAGGGCUGCGCCCCGCAGUGGCUGCGAAGGCGCGCGGCUAUGUGGCUGGCGGCCCGCAGCGCCUACGCCUGCUCUACUUCCUCUUCAAAGACACUUUUCCAAAGCCGCUGAUGACGAAAGUAUAUGAGCUUUUUGCCGGAAAUUCUCAUCGAAAUGUGCAGCUUAAUUCAGCUGUGCCUAUUGUCAUGGCAAUAAGCAGGCCACCACUUCAGAAGCAUCAUUGUGUACAGAACAUUUUUGGGUCCCGAGGUCAUAGGACUAAUCGUAUUGCACGUCAUACGUCGCAAUUACAACGUGAAUGGGCACAGCUCACCGAGCAACUGCAACUGCUUCUGAGUGGGAAGGAAUCGGCUGAGGCCCAGUGGGACGAGGGCGCGCGGCGGCAGGGACAGGGGGAGCGGGUGGGCCGCAUGGUGGGGGAAGUGCUAGAGGAGAGGGAGAGGGAGCGGGGGCGGUGGCGGUGGAGUGGAAGAGGGAUGCAAUGGGAAGAGAGUGAACGUGACCUGAAGGAAGACUUGCAAGUGCUUAAGAAGCGUGCGUACAGGUGGAAGAGUGGUGGAGGUGGCGGCGACGAGGGUGAACGGGCGGCUGCAGCGCUCCUAGCGGCGCGAACACCAAGCCCGAGUGGUUUCUCAGCGCGAGCAGUGGUCUUCAGAGUGUACGCCUACGCAAACAUGACUUUCAGACUCAGGGGCGUCCAAGUGCGCCUGGUUGGUUACUUUAUACCUCUGUGGGAGGAGAUGAGGAAGCGAUAUAACAUCAACAUCUCCAUUACUUUUCUGAAUGCGCCUGAUUACCUGACUGGUACCGUAGCAACAGACGCCGUAGAACAAUUUAUACUUAAGGGAACUAUUGAUUUGGUGCCUCAAUAUUGGAAGUUCAUGGCCAUUGUGGGAGGUUUCACACAUCUGUUUGAUAUUGUGUCCUCCGGAGAGAACGUUCGCUACAUUGUGCUUGUGCCGUAUGCGCCGCCGCUGCCAGCGUGGACGCUGCCGCUGAGCGUGUUCUCCCAUCGCAUCUGGCUCUCGCUGCUGGGGGCGGCGGUGGCGUACGCGCUGGCGUGGCGCGUGGUGGCGGGCGAGUCGCUGGCCGCCAGCGCCGCCGCCGCGCUGCGCGCCUUCUCCUCGUGCGGGGGCGCCCCGCAGGACAGGGUGCGCGCCACGCCGCAGCGCCUGCAGCUGGCCGCCGCAAUGCUCGCCAGCGCCGUCGUCGUCGUGGCAGUGUAUCAGACUCAUGGUGCUACUAUUAACCCGUCUGUUUUGUUCUAUAGAGAAAUGGAAGAAAGUGUUUCUUCUUUCCAGCCUCAUUUAUGCAGCAGACGUUCUCAUCCGCUCUGGCGUAUUUGCGCCAAAACACGGCGCACCGCAAGGGCACUCCGACGCACCGAAGGUUCUGGCGCUGAAGGACGUCGCCGCACAUCUGCAGCUGCUGUGCACGGGUCUGGCGGCGUCCGCGCUGUUCUUCUGCGCAGAGCUGUGGUGCGGCCGCCCAGGUGGUCUGCGCAGGCGCAGUCGCUUGCGCGCGCAGGAUCCAAACAUGGUUGCGACCUAAAUACCUGCACCUAUACUCUCGAGCUUGGUUUUCUCCAGAAUAUAAAUCUGGACAUACAAUACGUGUGCUGUAAGCCAUUAUCAUUAACUUUUCACGGUGAGAGGCAAUACUUAAAAAUUAUAACUGACAAAGCAAUGCGGAUACUCUCGUCAUGUCUCGGAAGGCGCUCGCAUCGCACAGGAGCAAAGGAUUACGACUCGGUGAGCAAACGUUGAAGGAAGCCGGCCGCACGUCUUCGCUAGCUGGCUUUGCUCCCAGGAGAGAGUCGACCGCGAAGCUACGGGCCAAGCACAGCGAGUCGCUGCUCUGCUUGGGCUAUCGCUUCAGGUGCAGAGCAGCUCCCCUCCACUCACCCCCUCUCU
Messenger RNA from Gryllus bimaculatus (two-spotted cricket), 2178 nucleotides. Lineage: Eukaryota; Metazoa; Arthropoda; Insecta; Orthoptera; Gryllidae. The record is from the annotation of a GenBank genome assembly.